Carlito syrichta (Philippine tarsier) is the source of this 510-nucleotide messenger RNA. Its product is annotated as cornifin-B-like. Bases 1 to 510 code for a protein of 169 amino acids. The transcript has a single exon. NCBI's taxonomy places the organism in Eukaryota, Metazoa, Chordata, Mammalia, Primates, Tarsiidae. The record is from RefSeq and is a predicted model, not a curated record.
AUGAGUUCCUACCAGCAGAAGCAAUCCUUUACCCCACCCCCUCAUCUUCAACAGCAGCAGGUGAAGCAACCCUGCCAGCCUCCACCUCAAGAACCGUUUGUUCCCAUAACCAAAGAGCCAUGCCACCCAAAGGUUCCACAAACUGGGAACACAAAGAUUGCAGAGGCAGGCUGCACCAAGGUCCCCGAGCAGGGCUACAUCCUGGUCCCUGAGCCAUGCUACACCAAGGUCCCUGACCAGGGUUACAUGAAGGUCCCUGAGCCGAUCUACACCAAGGUUCCUGAGCCAGGCUGCACCAAGGUCCCUGAACAAGGCUACAUCCUGGUUCCUGAACCAUGCUAUACCAAGGUCCCUGAUCAGGGUUACAUGAAGUUCCCUGAACCGGUCUACACCAAGGUCCCUGAGCCAGGCUACACCAAGGUCCCUCAUCCUCACCACCCCAAGGUUCCACAGCCAAAUUCUUCAACAGUCAUUCCAGAUCCAGCUCAGCAGAAGACCAAGCAGAAGUGA